AAAAGCGACGAUGCCAAUAUGGGUGGUUCUGCUUUCACGGAUCAUAAUGAAGGAAAAGCAGACGACGAAGGUGUACUUGUCUCUGAUCCCCAUAAUAACCGGUGUCCUGUUGGCCACCGUCACAGAACUUUCCUUUGACAUGUGGGGACUCAUCAGUGCCCUUGCUGCUACUCUCUGUUUUUCACUUCAGAACAUCUUCUCAAAGAAGGUGUUAAGAGAUUCCCGAAUACAUCAUCUUCGGUUGCUGAACAUACUGGGGUGCCAUGCUGUGUUCUUCAUGAUCCCAACGUGGGUUUUGGUAGAUCUUUCUUCCUUCUUAGUAGAGAAUGACUUGAGCACGAUGUCUCACUGGUCCUGGACCCUGAUGCUGCUUAUAAUCAGCGGAUUCUGUAAUUUUGCCCAGAAUGUCAUUGCCUUCAGUAUUCUUAACCUGAUCAGCCCACUAAGUUACUCUGUUGCAAAUGCCACAAAAAGAAUCAUGGUCAUCACAGUGUCCCUUAUAAUGCUUCGCAACCCGGUUACGAGCACCAACGUCCUUGGAAUGAUGACAGCUAUCUUAGGGGUCUUCUUAUAUAACAAGACAAAAUAUGAUGCAAACCAAGAGGCAAAGAAGCAGCUACUUCCAGUUACAACUGGAGACCUUGUGAAUUUGGACCGGCAUCGAAACACUCCUGAAAAGUCUCAGAAUGGACUCACAGCAUUUGCACAACACGGAGACUAUCAGUAUGGUCGAACCAAUAUCCUAACAGACCACUUCCAGUAUAAUCGGCAAAACUAUCCAACUACCUACAACUUAAAUCGUUUUGAUAUAUAGAAUCCUGGCAAACAGGUAUAGACUGUGAUAUCAAAGUGUCCCCAACAUUAUCAGAAACUUUUAGUACAUCCAUGAACGUAAAGCCAUUUUAUUGUACAGUUUUUGCAGAAGGGAAGAUGCAUGUGUAGUGAAAGUGGUACAGACCUUCAACUUCUGCCAAGCAGACCUUUAAGCGUGACCCAGCUAGAUCUGACACUGGAACUAAAUGCACAGUGUAGCUCUUGUGCAGAGAUUCUGCUGAAAUGCACGUACGUAACUUCAGUGUAAAACAUCUGCUGUCACUGCUCCUUUUCAGAGUCUGUCAACUGAUUGUUCCUUUGGCAGCUAAAUUCUGGCCAGUAUUUCGUUUCCACACCAGUAAAAUCACCUUUAAUUGGUUCUCUGAUAUCUUUUAAUGGUACUUUCUUUUAAUGAAACUUUGAGAAAGAAGUGAAACCAAGGCGUGCUUCUGCUUGUCAGGAUUUGUCUGAGGAGGAUUGACUUACGUGUACCAGUUGCAGAUAGGGAGGCCUGAGUUCAUCUUGAGCAACUACAAAACUUCAUGUGGGUAUUCACUACUAUUUGUGCUGAUGUCUUCAGUUGUGGAUGACAAACCAGGAGUGUUUCUGAAAGAGUAGACAGUAGAAUGAUCGAUCUCUCCAAGAAGCGUACUUCAGGCAUAGAGAAACAAUUCUCUAAAAUUGCUCUUGUCCCAGUCACUGUAGGUAACAAACAAACAGAGCUUAAAAUCAUGAUUGUUUUCUGAAUAAUGCAGUCCUGUAACUCCAGACAUUGCUCUUCCUUGGCAAUACAGAAAACACCUUCACAAAUAAAGUAUUUGGAAUAAUACGAUUUUUUUUUUUUUACUUGCUUCACACCUGUUCUUACAAAACUUUUGUUGCUUUAAAAAUCGAAAGGUUUAAGGUGUUUUCUUCUGGUUUAUGCAUAAAUUAUGCUCUUUAUAUGAUUCAUAUAUUAUGAAUGCAUUAAUUUGAAUAAUCCUCAUUCGUAAUAAUUUCUUAAGUCUUAUCUUUUUAGCCCCUACCUGGUUUAUUAAGUUUCUCAAUUCCUGCUGUUGGAGUUGCUGGGUGCAUUUAGCCUGACUUCCACUUUCCACUGAAAAAAGUUAAAUUUGUGUCCUGCUGUGUUCCUGCAACUCCCCUAGCUCGAAUAGUAAAUUGUAAAGAAAAAGAAAAAAUUUGAAUGAGCGGUAAAUAGAUAAUUUAUGGUUCAGAAGAACUCGUUCAGUUAGUAUAAAUGAAUGUGCUUAAUUCUAGAUGAGUUGAUUGUUGUGCGUCAGAUACUGCGUUUGUGCACGAGGGGGAUGAAACCAGUUGAACUUGGGUUUCACUGAAUCAGAUUGUUACUGUUAUUACUUUAGCAAAAGAAGAUUUUAGGGGCCUUCUUUCCUUAACAGAAAAGCUGUUGAACAGUAUGAUUUUUGAUAGCAUAAGAAUUAUGGUUUUGCUAGAGAGGUAUUAGAUACCAGUGACAAAAUUUAGGGCGUGGUACAGAACACUCCCUCCACUUAUUUAUUGCUUUAAAAAUUACCAUUUCCGUGAUGCGAGAUGAUGAUUUGGCUCUUUUCUGGAUAAUAAAAAAAUUAUUUUUAAGUGCAGAGUCAACCUGAUCUUAUUCUUUUGGCUGACUGUGGAGGUAGUUAUAUCGACUGCCUUCCACCAUACAGUUCGAAAGGGGAAAUGGUCCUUCUGAAACUUCAGAGAUGACUUAAAUAUGCUGCUAAUAUAUGUGAGCAGAACUUCCUUGACGUGGCUGGAGUCAAGUCUGUUCAUGCUAGCUUAGAACUUGGGCUUUUAUUUUAGAAAAUCUAAAUAAAUUAUUCCCUAACCCAGGUUAACAAGAACAAGAUGAUGAGGAAAAGCAUUCUUUCAGAUGAAAUUUCUUCUGUCUGUUCCAGUAUUAUGUAUAAUUAUUUCUUUUUAGCAUGGGAAAGUGCAAAAUGUGUAUUUCUAGGGCUCACUUCCCAAUAUUUGACUGCUUUUACAUACAUGUAAAAAGUACUGUGUGGGCUCUGGAUUUGGAUUAGGCACUGGCUCUGCAAAGGACUGAUUUGAAGAUGAGAUAUUUAGGCUGAGGUUUUUAAGAGGGGCUGAAGUUCUCCAACUGCUUUAAAAGGGAACAGGCUGUAAACUGUUAAGACUCGUACAGACGCUUAAUUGUGUCCUUUGUGCCUCAGUUUCCCAUUUGGAGAAUGAAGAUGGUUCUUCGCUACUUCACAGGGGAGUGAAAUACCAGAAAAAAAGAGCAGGGUGUGGCCCAGGGAUGUAGAGGCAUGCUGUGAGUUCAUCUGUACCUCUGGUAUAUCCACCACUGUACCAUCUUCACACAGCUUGAGCUGAUACUUGGCAUAAAGCUCCAUGUAUUUUAUUCACAGAUCAGGGGCCUUAUUAAAUAUAUUUAGGUGGUUUCCUUUUAAAGAACAUAACCAGAUCUUUUUUGCAACUGUUUCCAGAGAAAGCUUGCACUGCACACCUACCGUGGCAGGUCUUUAGCUCAGCUUGUUCUGUCAGGAGUGCAGAAGCAGGUGAGGGCUUUCUGUUGAAAAGACCUUGUCCUGAAUUCCAUCUGGGCUCGUGGCCAUACUGUGUCUCUGAAACAAAACUACUGUCGUUGAGAGCAGAAAGGGACUGACCCAAACCAUGGAUAUCAUCUGUUUAGGGCCCAGAAAGUGAAUCUCUCCCCUGGAGACUGCUUGACAAUGUUCAGGCUCUUCUAGUUCAGGUCUGUGGUGAACAGGCAUAACUUGGUAUGGUAGAGCAUAUAAUUAAAACGGUUAAAUGAACCAGUUGCAAGAGGUGGUUUUGCUGAGUACCUGAAUCCAAGUCCUUAAGCAAUAUUGCCCACAUUCAGGUAAAAGAAGUUUCUGAUACUGUUGUAAUAUAUAUUUUAAUCUUGGGUCGCUGCGAGAUUUUGUUUGGCAAGGUGAAACAUUUGUUUUAACAUGGUUUGUAAAUUAAUGACGUAUUUAACUAUGUACAUAGGUCUGUAGAAAGUAUGGAAACACUGGAAUAAAAAGGGCAUAUCUAGA
This is a messenger RNA of Athene cunicularia (burrowing owl), 3842 nucleotides long. RefSeq names its product solute carrier family 35 member E1 (gene SLC35E1). Gene Ontology annotation, cellular component: Golgi apparatus. Gene Ontology annotation, molecular function: antiporter activity. Lineage: Eukaryota; Metazoa; Chordata; Aves; Strigiformes; Strigidae. The transcript has 5 exons. The record is from RefSeq and is a predicted model, not a curated record. The coding region runs from base 11 to 814 and encodes 267 amino acids.